Racocetra persica is the source of this 274-nucleotide messenger RNA. NCBI's taxonomy places the organism in Eukaryota, Fungi, Glomeromycota, Glomeromycetes, Diversisporales, Gigasporaceae. The record is from the annotation of a GenBank genome assembly.
AUGUCUUUAGAAGAGAACGAAACCUUUUCUUUUAUUGAAGAACAAAUAGAACUUACUCCAAAAAAUUUUUCGAAAAAGAGGAGUAGAAUUUCAUUUAUUGCAUGUGAUAAAUGCAGGAGCAUGAAAAAAAAGUGUGAUGGAGAUUAUUUGAAUCAAAAACCCUGUUCAUAUUGUGCUAGCCGUAAAGAGGAAUGCAGAUAUUCGGAUAAUCAUAAAAAAAAAGCUGUAGAAGCUAAUGAUGUUCAACAGUUUAUUAAUAGAUUAGAGGUUAUUG